UGGGAUUAGAAUGGUGCUACUUGCCUGCAGUCGCUCCUGAAGUUUCCUGGCUAAAAAGUUCUGUCAGUGAUUCUUUUUCAACUCUCUAGCCUUUUCUGUAAGCGGGCACCAGUUCAGUACGACCUUUAUUUGUUGUUACAUAAUUCUAAUGACAUGCUAGCUGGGCCAGUUUUGCAAUGAGUUCUCAACGGGAGCAAGAUUCACACUCACCUAGACUGGAGGCUGUCAUUCAGAAGUUGGAGGAGUCCCUGCUUCACUCUGAUGGCAGCUCAGGAGAGAGGACUCUGACACUUCGAGGUGAUGGACAGGAGUCCGGUGUCACGCCUACGCCUGUCUCCACCCACAUCUGCCAGAUCAUCACCCGCAACCUGGCAGAGCAGCCAGCCGGUGAGAGCUCUGAGGUCAGCGAGCUGGAGGAAAGCAGGGCCCUGAGGGAACAGCUGUCUCUGAGCCAGAUGGACCGUGACCAGUCGCUAGUUAAACAGGCCAGUCUCACAGACAAGCUCGAUCAGAUGCUGAUGCUGCGACCAGCAGUGGACUCAGACCAGGACAGUGUACCAGGAUCCCUGCAAUUUCAGAACAAGGAGAGAGCUUACAGGCAAAAACUGCAGAUCUACCAGGAGGCCCAGCAGAGACAAGCCCAAUUUGUUCAGAAGCUUCAGACCAAGGUUCUUCAGUACAAGAAGAGGUGUGGGGGACUAGAAGAGCAGGUGCUGGAGAAGACCUCAGAGUCUGAGAAGAUGAGAUUGUUGCUGCAGGCCCACCUGGACACAGCCCAGCGUCAGCAGCGGACAGAGCAGGAUCUCAACUUGGCUAUCCAGAAUAAGUCUGCUCAGCUGGAGGAGGAGCAGAAGAGGUGUGCCAGCCUCAGCCAAGUCAACUGUAUGCUGCGGGAACAACUGGAGCAGGCAGGCACUGUCAACCGUGGGCUAACAGAGAGCUUGUGGAAGGCUCGCGAAGACGUUGAGUUGUGUGAUACCCGUCUGCGCAGAGAGCAAGAGCAGACGUGCGCCUCCCGGCUGUGUCGUGAACAGGCUCGUGUCAGAGCACUGUGGCGCCAGGCCGCUUCCCUGCGGAGCACUUUCACCCAGCUAAGGACUUUCACUGACAGGACUUUGUCUGAUAUGCGUGGGGAGUGUGUCGCUGCCAGCCAGCAGCUGCAUGUUGCCUGCAUGAACUUAGAGGCCAAAGUAACACAGGAGAGCACCUCUAGUGGUGUGGAUAUGUCAGCACUGGAGAGGCAGCUGAAGGACAAGCUGAAAGAGGCCAUGCAGAUUCAGGGUCAUUGGGAUGCAGAGAAAGUCGAACUUAACUCCAGAAUCCUGGAGCUGACUGACACGGUGAAGCACCUCCGCAGCCAGAACAGUGAGAAGGAUGCCAGCCUCAACACUAUGCAGAGCAGUCUGGACAGGAUGGAGACGAGGAGAACAGAGGAUAAAGCAGAGAUGGAAGUCCUCCACACAGAGAUCCAUGCCCUCCAAAAGAUUGUAUGCCAUGUUCACCAGUUAGUUGGUGGUGAGGGUGAUAGCAGUGGCUCUGAAAGUGUGUCCUCCUCACCUCUUCAUGGCUGGUCUCCUCUGAGGAACACUACGCUGAUGGCUCUGCAGAGUGCUCUCACCAAGCACCAGAAACAAACACAGGACCUGCAUGGGCGUCUGGAUGCUGCCCAGGAGCAAGUGGACACACUGCGUGAUCACCUGCAGGAGAGGGACACUGAGAGGAGAGAGCUGGAGCAUAAAAUCCAGGAAGUAAGGAGGGAAAAUCAGGAGGCUAAAAAAGCUCUGGAGGAAAGCCUCAGAGACAGCAACAGAUAUCGCUGCUCAUUGGAGCUCAUCUCCAGUGAGAAGGGCAGCCUGGAGAAGCUGCUGUCAGGGCUGCAGCAGGAGGUGGACUCCCAGCGUGCCGAGCUGGAGGUACUGCGGGGCUCAUCACUGGAGCUCCAGAGACAGCGGGACCUCCUGAGGCAGCAGAGGGAGGAUCUGGAGAUGCAGCUGGCACGCCAGCGCACAGAGGCCCAAAGAGGCGAGAGGAGUCUGGAGGAGCUUGAAGGGAAGCACUCAGAUCUGCGUAGGGAGCUUGUGACAGUGAAGGAGGCUCUGAGCCAAACCACCCUGAGGAAGGAGGUGUUGGAGGAUGAUAAGGCUAGCCUCGCUCUGGCUCUCAGCAAGAUGGAGUCCCAGAGUGCUGCACAUGAGUUAGCCUUCACCAAACUGCAGAAUCAGGAGGCUGCCCUAAAAGAUUCUCUGGCCAAAAUGGCUGCCCUGACCGAAGGCUUAGCCAAAGACAAGGUGGAACUCAAUCGUAUUCUGCUGCAGACAGAAGGUGAGAAGGCAGAGCUUGGUGAACGUAGACGGGAAGCUGAAAUGGAACGGGCAGCAGCCAGGGAGGAGACAGCACGGGUGCAACAGGAGAUGAUGAAUCUGCUCGCUGAGAAACAAGCCCUGGAGAGCUCCCACAGCCACUUGCAGGACCUCUGCCAGAAGCUCGAAGCAGAGCUGAGCCUGCUGCAGAAGGAGAACGCUCAGGCCCUGGAGCAGCACUCCCAGGUCAACAGGCAGAUGCAGAGUGUGUCAGAGGAGCUGUGUGCGUGCAGGAAGGAGCUUGAGACACAGACCACAGCCCUAAAGAGAGCUACCCAUGACAGGGAGGAGCUGGCCAAGGACAAGGCUGCUCUGGAUGUCAAGCUAAACUCCGCUGACCGAAAGGCCUGUGGUCUCACGCAGGAGCUGGUUGCACUUAGAGCAGAGAAGGAGUCCCUGGAGACGGCUCUGUUUGAAAGCCAGGAGCUUGCCUUGUCUCUGGAGGCCGAGUACACCAGGAUGGAGGGAGAGAGGCGUGGUGUGCUUCUGGCUAACGAGGCCUUGACGCAGAUUGGAUACAUCUGUCCAGGUGAUGGUGCUCGGAUGCGUGUGGAUGCUGAACGCCAGUUUGCACAAGCUGCACAAGAGCGGAGUAAGUUGGAAGAGAAGCUGGCCCAAGUGCAGAGGAAUGCCCUGCUGACCCUGAACAACAAAGAGCAAAUUCACAGAGAGCAGCUCGAAGCUGAACGCCGGCAAAAGGAACAGCAGUGUGCGGCGCUGACGGUUCAGCGGGAGCAGGCUGAGGAGCAGCUACGGAGACAGUGUGAGGAGCUGCGUGUGCACAGCCAUAGGGAGCUGCAGCAGGUGCAAGAGGAGCUGGCCAGGCUGCAGCAGGACUUCAACCAAAGCCUCCUGCAGGCUGAGAGUGAAAAGCAGCAGGCUUUGUCCCAGAAGGAGGUGGAGAAGGCUGCCCUCACGGAGAAGCUAGCAGCCCUGCAGCAGGACCUAGCCACGGCCGGCAUGGAGCUUGAGCACAUGCAGAGGGAGGCAUUUAGCAAACAGGAGCAGGAUAAGAAUGCAAUGGCUGUCCUUCAGUCUGAGCUGCAGGACUUGCAAACUCAAUUUGAAGAGUCUUUGAAAUCUCAUGAGAAUGCCAAGAAGAGUCUAACUGAUCAGGUCAGAGAGUUCAACCAACAGAGAGAACAUACACAAGAGGAGUUAGAGGGCCUUCGUCGGAAGCUGCAGGAGGCAGAGGAUGGACUUAUUAAAGGGCAAAGGGAGCUGAUUGAGGCUCACAGAGAGCUCCAGGAGUGUGCACAGGAUCGGGACAAGCAACGAAAAGAAGCCCUGGACCUGAGAAGGCUCUUGGGUGACGAGACCAGAGAGAAAGAGGCCAUCCAAACCUCUAACCAGGAGCUAAGAGCUUUCAUCAAGAGAGCAGAGAGUGACAACAGCAGUUUGAGAAGAGCUGUGGAGGAGAAGGAGCAGAAAGUGGCCGUCUUAGAGGAAUGUAGGAGUUCGAUGCACCAAGAGGCAACCACUCUACGGAGCAGUAUGAGAGAGCUGGAGAAGUCGCGCCUGCAGGCACGCAGAGAGCUGCAGGAGCUGCGCAGACAGAUAAAGGUCCUUGAAGGCGAGAACAGCCGUCAGAAACAGGAGCUGCGAGAGUUGCAGGCCCGGGUGUGUCAGGAGGAGCAGAAGGAGGAGGAGGCACGUCGCGAGGCUUUCACUCUCAAACAGAGAGUGCUGGAGUGCGAGGCUGGCAGAGAAGCAGCGCUGAAUGAGGUUGCAGGUCUGCAGCGCCGUGUGGUGGAACUGGAGACAGCGGAGCAUCGGAACCGAGAGCUGCUGCAGGAAAGAGAGGCUUAUCAGCAGCAGUGUGACCAGAGGCACAGUGAAACCACGGCCCAGCUGGGGGAAGCACUAGAAGACGCCAGGAUCCAGGUCAAGGAACUCUCUGUGCAGGUUGGCCUUGCUGAAAGCAAGGUCCAGGGCCUGGAAGAGCAGCUGGGCAUGGGCAAUGCCAAACGCAGGGACCUGGAGCUCAAGUUGGCGGAGUUGUAUUCAGCGCUGCGCCGCACUGUUGGCACCAGCCGUACAAGGCUUUCAGGCACUCCUGGGUCCCGUAGACGGUCUCCCUCUCCCUGGAGAAACCACCUGCAAGUAAAAGGGGGAGACGGUGUAACAGACGGAUCUGUGUUGUCCUUGUCUCGUGGUGAAGAUGAAAAACUGGAUGUGGACACAGCCCUACGGGAAUUCCAGCAGGAACUCAGGGACACACAGAGAGACAGGGAUGAAGCCAAGGUUCAGAUAGUUAGUCUGAGUCAGCAAGUGACAGAGCUCCAAGGCAGCCAGGAUAAGUCAGCAACCCAGCUCCUACAACUACAGAAGGCCUUAAAGCAGUCAGAGCAGGGAAAAAAAGAGAUGGCAGAAGGAUUGCACGAGGCGCAUACGUCCCUUUCCCUGCAGGAAGAAGUAGUACGUCGUACAGAGAAGGAGAAGAGAAACCUUGAGGAGGAGGUAGCUCAAUUCAGGACUAGUCUGCAAGCUGCUGAGGCUGAGUCCAGGGCACUGCAAGACAAGUUGGAGCUCUUGCAGGGCUUAGAAUGUCGUGGAAAUGUAGAACAACGGAAGCUGAAGGAGUCUCUGGAAGCAGCAGAGAACAGGGCGAGCCGUCUGGAGCUCUCCCAACGCACCCUUGAAGGUGAGCUACAGAGGGCCCAGCUCAGGGCAGCAGAGCUGGAUGCAGAGGCAGGGGCAUUGCAGGAAAGACUGACGGAGCUGAGGAGGAAGCUGGGUGAGAGUGAAGACCGAUGUGCAGCGCUGAGGGUCAGUGAGGAAAGGUUGGCCACGUCACUGGCUCGAGCUGAGCAGUAUGAGAGCCAGCUGAGAGAACAGAUCCACAAAUUGUCAAACACCCUCAGUGACAACAGGACCAGCAGCGGGGCCCUGCAGGAGCAGAUGACACAGCUGCAGAGGGCUCUGACUGCCAGUGAGCUGGACCGAAGACUGCUGCAGGAACGUCUGGAUAAAACACGAGAUGCCCUUUCAGAGAGUAAGAGGCUUAGCCACAAACUAACAGAGCAGACCCAGAACCUUCAAAGAGUUCAUGAGGACUUAGAGUUUAAAAAUUCUGAGCUGGAGAAACAUAACAGGACACUGAAGGAGAGCCUGAAGCAACAGCAGGAAGUUGAACUGCAGGCCCAGGAGAGCUCCCAGCAGCUCCAGCGAGAGAAGGAGGAACUCCAGGACAAGGUCACCAAUCUUCAGAGCUCUUUGCAAAAGCUACAGAGUGAGAGAGCAGAGAUGGGGAGGGUGCUGACACGCCUUGGUAAAGACAAGUCAGCACUCAGAAAGACACUGGAGAAGGUGGAGAUGGAGAGGCUGAGGAGGGAGGAGGAGGCAGCGUCGGCAGCCAGAGAGAGGGAGCAGUUGGGGCAGACAGUGCGCAGCCUGGAGCAGGAGCUGGCUGAAAAGCAGGAUGAGGUGCAGACUGUGCAGGCCCAGAUCUCGCAGUUGGAGCACUGUCAUGCACAGCGCCUCCUGGAGGUGACAGCCCGCCAUCACCAGGAGUUGGAUUUCGAGACGGAUCGUCUGAGAGACAGUCAGCUCCAAGCAGAGCGGGCCUUGGAGACCAGGGAGAAGGCCCAUCGUCAGAGGGUCAAAUGCCUGGAGGAACAGGUGCUGACUCUGAAAGAGCAGCUAGAUCAGGAGACAAGAAGACGACAGACCUAUUUCAAUCAGAUGCUACAACCUGGUGUGUAGGCAGAGACCCCGCAGUGACGUAUGUAGCACCUCUGGCUCCCUCAUUCACUGUUCCUCUGGCAGCUUCCCAACAGCAUUAUGUGACAAGCUACAUCCACAUUUGGAAGCACACGCACACACAAACACACUCCUAAGGCGUUUGCUCCCACCCAUGCACAUGUGCACACCGGAUUACAUUAAUCUGCAGGAAAACUCAACAACAACAAACAAUGAGUGUUUUGUUUAUAAGUGGACUGGAUGUGCCAAAUUGUUUUAAGGAUUUCCUCUGGCUCGCUACAGUUGGCGUUUCUAAGUCUGUUUAUGCUGUGUCAUUUUUUUAGGAAACAAUGUGAUGAACAGUUUCCUUGGUUGGUGCUUUAUUCUACUCUUAUAAUUGCUUGUAUACUCAUUUGUCAUAUUGAUCAUGUACCAAUUUUAUAUGUCAUAAUCAGUGUAUCCUAAUGAGAAUAUAUAUCCAAAUAUUUACAAUAAUUGUUUGCAGAUUUUCCUGGUGCUGUGACUUAUUAGUGUUUUAGGCUGUCAUAAAGAUUCUAUAGUGUAACUCAUUUAUUUUAUUAUGUAUUGUAUUUGACUCAGUCAAUAGUAGUGUGUGCAAAACGAUUGUUUUUAAUAAACUGGGUGUAUCAGAGCACAAUUAUACAAGA
Messenger RNA from Siniperca chuatsi (mandarin fish), 6709 nucleotides. RefSeq names its product ciliary rootlet coiled-coil, rootletin family member 2 (gene crocc2). The record is from RefSeq and is a predicted model, not a curated record. The coding region runs from base 177 to 6065 and encodes 1962 amino acids. The transcript has 37 exons. Lineage: Eukaryota; Metazoa; Chordata; Actinopteri; Centrarchiformes; Sinipercidae.